Lachnellula hyalina is the source of this 1161-nucleotide messenger RNA. It is a transcript of the gene spn3, whose product is annotated as Septin spn3-like protein. Gene Ontology annotation, cellular component: cytosol; septin ring; microtubule cytoskeleton. The coding region runs from base 1 to 1161 and encodes 386 amino acids. NCBI's taxonomy places the organism in Eukaryota, Fungi, Ascomycota, Leotiomycetes, Helotiales, Lachnaceae. Gene Ontology annotation, molecular function: GTP binding; molecular adaptor activity; GTPase activity. The record is from RefSeq and is a predicted model, not a curated record. The transcript is spliced from 7 exons. Gene Ontology annotation, biological process: cytoskeleton-dependent cytokinesis.
AUGUCUUCUCCAUUGAGCGCAAUCAAGAUCCGCCGGAAGAAGAAUGUCAAGAAGGGUAUCCAGUUCUGUCUGAUGGUCUGCGGUGCCUCGGGUACAGGACGGACUACCUUCGUGAACACACUGUGCGGAAAAAAGGUCCUCACAGCAAAAGAUGCCGAUGAUGCGACGAAUGCUCACCUCGAGGAAGGCGUGAGAAUUAAGCCCAUCACCGUUGAAUUAGAAUUGGACGAGGAAGGAACCCGUAUCUCUCUCACGAUCGUUGAUACCCCCGGCUUCGGAGACCAGAUUGACAACGAAGCAAGCUUCGGUGAAAUUGUUGGAUAUCUCGAGCGACAAUACGAUGAUAUUCUUGCAGAGGAGUCGCGUAUCAAGCGUAACCCCCGUUUCCGCGAUAAUCGUGUCCACGCUCUCCUUUACUUUAUCACUCCUACCGGCCACGGGCUCCGCGAACUGGAUAUCGAACUCAUGAAGCGACUGUCACCGCGUGUCAACGUCAUUCCCGUUAUUGGCAAAGCCGACUCCCUUACGCCCGCUGAAUUGGCUGAAUCUAAGAAGCUUGUCAUGGAGGAUAUCGAGCACUACCGCAUCCCGGUUUACAACUUCCCAUAUGACAUCGAGGAGGAUGAUGAGGACACAGUUGAAGAGAAUGCCGAGCUGCGUGGCCUGAUGCCGUUCGCAAUUGUCGGCUCAGAAGAGGUUGUUGAGAUUGGAGGUCGCAAAGUUAGAGCCCGACAAUACCCAUGGGGUGUUGUGGAAGUGGACAACCCAAGACACUCCGACUUCCUUGCUAUUCGAAGCGCACUCCUUCACAGCCAUCUGGCUGAUUUGAAGGAGAUCACACAUGACUUCCUGUACGAAAACUACCGUACCGAGAAGCUUAGCAAGAGCGUUGAGGGUGGUGCUGGAGCUGACUCUUCGAUGAACCCCGAGGACCUGGCAUCCCAAUCUGUCCGUCUAAAGGAGGAGCAGCUUCGUCGCGAGGAGGAGAAGCUCCGCGAAAUUGAGGUCAAGGUUCAGAGGGAGAUCAAUGAGAAGCGACAAGAGUUGUUGGCUCGCGAGAGUCAGCUCAAGGAGAUUGAAGCCAGAAUGCACCGAGAGCAAAGUGCACAGUUGGAAGCUGCCAAUGGUGCUGCUGCUGCUUCCGCCGAGCCAGAGGCUUAA